AAAAACACAUCAUUCUGAUUUCUAGAUGUCUCAUGCUCGCAGGCUUGGAUUUACGCAGAGAGUAUUUUAAUAAUGGAAAAUGCGUAAUUUUUCACAGAUGAUGCAAUGACGUUGCAGAUGUUGUUUCAUUAAGUCAGCACCAAGCAACAACUCUGGUACGUUUGUGGUGCUGUGGACACCAGCGAAUCAACGACUUGCCAAAUUUCCUGUGGCCCCCCAUGACGUGGGCAGUGAGUAACUGCCCACGUUUAUAUAAACCUCUCAGGAGUUUGAUUGAGGAAUAUUCUGCUUUGGAUUCUUCGUCGACCCCAGAGAGCUUCGACAAAGAUCUCAAGACAAUGGCGGAGAUGACUAAUUCCUCCUCUGAUGAUACAACUGUUAAUGAGAAUGAGUCCUUUGCAAAGCUGAGACAUUUUUUCAACAUCAUGUCUAUCAUCGUUUACUGCCUGGCCUUUGUCCUUGGUGUACUCGGGAAUGGAGUGGUUAUCUGGGUGACCGGGUUCAAGAUGAAGAAAACAGUUAACACAGUCUGGUUCCUCAACCUGGCUGUGGCUGACUUCCUCUUCACAGCCUUUCUCCCCUUGAGUGUGACAUACACAGCUAUGGAUUUCCACUGGCCUUUUGGCAAGUUCAUGUGCAAACUGAACAGCACUGUAAGCUUCCUCAACAUGUUUGCCAGUGUCUACAUUCUGGUGGUGAUCAGCGUGGACAGAUAUGUGUCUGUGGUGUGGCCCAUCUGGGCCCAGAACCACCGUAAUGUACGCAAGGCCUCCUUUGUGAGUCUUGCUGUUUGGGUUCUGGCUUUGAUCCUCAGUACACCGUACUUCGUUUUCAGGGACACUGCAUCCACUGGACAAAACACCACCGCCUGCUUCAACAACUUUGCUCUUUCUGAUGAUUUUGUAACACCUUCUGUGCAACAGCUGAGAGACCUUCGUCAUCACAUCAUGAUCAUCACCCGCUUCCUUCUGGGAUUCGUUAUCCCCUUUACUGUCAUUGUCUCCUGUUAUGCCGUCAUAAUCCAUCGCGUCAGACAAAGCCGCACCCUGGCCAGCCAGUCAAAUCGCUCCUUUAGGAUCAUCACCGCCAUUAUCGUCACUUUUUUCCUGUGCUGGGCUCCUUAUCACAUCUUGACUCUAAUUGAGCUGGUCAGAUUCACCGCUGAUGAUAAAGCUUUAAUCUAUGCCGUUGUCAUUGGAAUCCCUAUUGCCACCAGUCUGGCUUUUCUCAACAGCUGCCUGAAUCCACUGCUGUAUGUGUUCAUGGGUCGAGAUUUCAAGGACACAAUCCGCAAAUCCAUCCUGAAUAUGUUGGAGACUAUAUUCCAGGAUGAAGAGGCAUCCUCUCACACUGACAUGAAGUCACUGGACACCAGUCAGAGCAAAGAGAAGCCAGCUGCUCAAAGCGAAGUAUGUGACUUUGCAGAUGUUGUUUCAUUAAGUCAGCACCAAGCAACAACUCUGGUACGUUUGUGGUGCUGUGGACACCAGCGAAUCAACGUCUUGACUAAUUUUCUGUGGCCGGACGUGGGCAGUGACUCACACAUUCAUUUAUAUAAAGCUCUCAGGAGUUUGACUGAUGAAUAUUCUGCUUUGGAUUAUUCGCCGACCCCAGAGAGCUUCGACAAAGAUCUCAAGACAAUGGCGGAGAUGACUAAUUCCUCCUCUGAUGGUACAACUGUUAAUGACAAUGAGUCCUUUGCAAAGCUGAGACAUUUUUUCAACAUCAUGUCUAUCAUCGUUUACUGCCUGGCCUUUGUCCUUGGUGUGCUCGGGAAUGGAGUGGUUAUCUGGGUGACCGGGUUCAAGAUGAAGAAAACAGUUAACACAGUCUGGUUCCUCAACCUGGCUGUGGCUGACUUCCUCUUCACUGCAUUUCUUCCCUUCAGUGUGACAUACCUGGCUAUGAAUUUCCACUGGCCUUUUGGCAAGUUCAUGUGCAAACUGAACAGCACUGUAAGCUUCCUCAACAUGUUUGCCAGUGUCUACAUUCUAGUGGUGAUCAGUGUGGACAGAUAUGUGUCUGUGGUGUGGCCCAUCUGGGCCCAGAACCACCGUAAUGUACGCAAGGCCUCCUUUGUGAGUCUUGCUGUUUGGAUUCUGGCUUUGAUCCUCAGCACACCGUACUUCAUUUUCAGGGACACUGUAAUAAUACCUGGACAAGACACCACCGUCUGCUUCAACAACUUUGCUCUUUCUGAUGAUUCUGAAACACCUUCUGUGCAACAGCUGAGAGACCUUCGUCAUCACAUCAUGAUCAUCACACGCUUCCUUCUGGGAUUCGUUAUCCCCUUCACUGUCAUUGUCUCCUGUUAUGCCGUCAUAAUCCAUCGCCUCAGACGAAACCGCACCCUGGCCAGCCAGUCAAAUCGCUCCUUUAAGAUCAUCACCGCCAUUAUCAUCACUUUCUUCCUGUGCUGGGCUCCUUAUCACAUCUUGACUCUAAUUGAGCUGGUCAGAUUCACCACUGAUGAUAAAGCUUUAAUCUAUGCCAUUGUCAUUGGAUUCCCUAUUGCCACCAGUCUGGCUUUUCUCAACAGCUGCCUGAAUCCACUGCUGUAUGUGUUCAUGGGUCGAGAUUUCAAGGACACAAUCCGCAAAUCCAUCCUGAAUAUGUUGGAGACUAUAUUCCAGGAGGAAGAGGCGUCCUCUCACACUGAAAUGAAGUCACUGGACACCAGUCAGAGCAAAGUGAAGGCAGCUGCUCAAAGCGAAGUAUGAGACAAAAUGAGACCAAUGAAACUGUGCAUAGAAAACAAUAUUGACACAGUUGUAAAGGUACAGUUCAUACCAAAAUGCUUUCACAAGAUGUAAAUACUGGAUCAUUUGUAGCGUAGGAGUUGUAUUAUUUACCAGCUAAUCCAGUUUACCAAAAAUCUAUUCCCUUCUCUUCUGUUGUGCCAAUAAAUAAAUGUCACAAAUGUAUAAUUUCUCCACUGUCUAUUUCAGUUUAUUUCAGAGCAGCAAAUACAGAUUGCCCUUACACUUUCUAUAUUUGUAAUUUCCUGCACGCCCCAAAAUGUUUGUUUACUGGAAACUGAGUGUGACAUCAGUUACUAAAAAAAGUGCUCAGAAAACCAUGUACUGUUGCAAAAGAAAGACGCAUUCAAGAAGAGGGGAACUUCAAAGCAGACUUUUAAGAAAAGAAGUAUAGAUGUAAAAUAAUAAGUAUAUAACAUCAUAAAAUGUUAGAAUUAUAAUAUUAUUUAUGUUUGCUUAUUUAUCCCUCUACACUGCUGCUCUCUCAACCAUCCGUCAUGUGCAAAAAUUCCCAGAUGACAGUCGUCAGCCUUAUCAAGGAUGGGGAAGAUGGAGAAUACAGAUAGAGAAUCCUCUUCGAUUUUGUAGUCUGGUGCAAGGAAAACUGCCUCCAGCUGAACGUGAGUAAAACCAAGGAGCUGCUGGUGGAUAGAGAUAGUAGACUCUUAAAGUGAUGGGCUGGGCAGGCGGCAUAUAUUUUUUAAUCUUUUACAUGACAAUAUUGAAUACACAACAGUUCAUCAAAGGUCAUCCCAGGUAGGAGUGGGUGGUUCAGCAUUAGUCAUUUACUCUGUAUAUUAAUUUCCAGCAAAUAAAUCACUUUCUAAUGCAUGUGUAAUUAUUUUUGAGAUUUUUAUGCUUAAAGCUUGGUUUUAUCUUACCAGUCUUGUAAGUUUUGUUGUUUUUCACAGCUAUGAACUAAUGAGUCCAUGCAUGUUGUGCCAAUAAAUAAAUGUCAUGAAUGUA
Molecule: messenger RNA, 3725 nt
Organism: Mugil cephalus (flathead mullet)
Lineage: Eukaryota; Metazoa; Chordata; Actinopteri; Mugiliformes; Mugilidae
Exons: 4
Coding region: 219-2720 (833 amino acids)
Biological process (GO): complement receptor mediated signaling pathway; inflammatory response; phospholipase C-activating G protein-coupled receptor signaling pathway
Cellular component (GO): plasma membrane
Molecular function (GO): G protein-coupled receptor activity; complement receptor activity
Source: RefSeq, a predicted model, not a curated record